GCAAACGCCCAUACUGGAAAGUCCGCUUCUCCACUCUUCGUUUCCGACUGCGGCCCUGCUCCCUGAAGAAUCUCAGUCACUCAGUCGCAGCACACGGCGGUGACUGCCUGCGUCCGGCAGUCGAACCUGACUGGAAAAUUCCAACGCCGGGCUGCGUGGUUCGAGUCCGCCGCCGCGAUUCAUCCGGCGAAAAUCCGAGUCAAACCUGGAAAACUUGUCAGUUUUCGUCGAGAAACAGGGAGGCGUGUGCGAGCGGACGCGUGUCUGUCGACGCCUUUGCGAGGAAAAUUCACUGAGUAACGCCAAACAGAAUCCCGAAGCAACUUCGGGUUUGAAUUUGCGGAGUUUCGAGAGGAACGCAACGUUCGUUCCUCGCUUGUCAGCUCGAGAAAGAAGCGCGACGACGGCCGGCGAAAGCGGGAGGAAAUCCCCUGCUCCGUUUCUUUUGCACACGCUUCGGUUCGGUGGUGCAACGAAACGGUGACUCCGUCCACAAUCCUAGGACAAGUGUCAUUUUCGCGAAGCCCACGAGUUGGGGAUGCCUCGAAAGAAAGUAACAACUCUGCACGCAAACUCUCUCUCCGUCGUUUCGAGUGGAACACCACAAUUCUGACCGCUGCGCGAAAUACUUCGACUCCCCUGUGCCACGAAGUCUCCGGUGUACGUACACCUGGGAGGUCGCCCCGCAUCGCUUCCGGUCGUUUGCUCCGCACAAGCCUCUGCGCCUGCCAUAUUUUCCGCCGUGUUUCUCCGCGUCUUCUCCGUUUCUUCUUCUCUGCCUCCACCAUGGCUGCUGCCGUGAGCGCUCCCGACUCGGCUGGAUUCGCCAGCGCGUACUUGGACGCCCCCGUCGCCGGCGAGAAGCUCGCGAAGCCCGGAGAAAACGAGAGCUUCUACUCUCAGAGCGAGGCUCGCUCGUCGCGUCCCUCGAUAUCCGCCUCCGACCGCGUCUCCGCAGGGCCGCAAACCCUCGGAAAUCCUCUGUACUCGGCUGCUUACCUCCCAGGUUGCAGACCUGAAGUCGUUGCGGCGGCAGGAGAAGCGCAUUCUUCGGAGGAGGCGAAGACGGAUCUCCAAAACGUCUCCGUCACCGCCUUUGAAAUGGCAGACAAACUGGCGACGAACAUAUACGAAUUGCCCCACCAACUGCGCGAAGGAGCUAACGUGAUUCAAGAACGUACACACUCAACCGCUCUCCAAAUCGUGCACCGUUUCGGAGUGGAGGCUUUGGUUCUUGUGGCCUAUAGCUUCCUCGGCAUCGCGACGAUGAUUGGAGUGACGUUCGCUGUUCACUCAAAGGGAUACUUCAAGGGCAUCCCCCACGGUUUCCUCAGCUGGAACUCUUUCGUCGCGAAGAGCAUCGUCACGGGGAUUCUCUAUGGCGUCUUCUCGCGCUUCCUCCGCCACAGCUUCUCGUACUGGGACAAGCGCAUCGAAGCCCACUACGAGGCCGGCUCCUCUCCGGAGGUGAUCGACAACAUGCGGCAGAUCUUUUCCUUCCUGCUCUCGCUGGGCGGCUUCGAGGCCUGCACCUGCCUGUUUAUUGUGCAGCUCUUCGGAUCUUUCAGCUUCUGCGCUUUCCUCUUCGUCGUCCCCGUCGCCACUCUGCUGAGAACAGUGGCCCGAGCGCUGCUUCUCGACUAUGUGCGCAACGAGGGCGUCUCUCUCGCGACUCUCUCGGCGCUGUACACCAGACAGCGCCUCUUGGGAGAAGCUGGGGAGGCAGCGGAGCCUCAGACGCAUGCAGACAGGCGCCAGAGUGGUUUCUUGACGAAGGCGGCGCUCUGCAUGCUCGAGGGACCUCUGAGCUUCUUCGGCCCUUGCGAACUCUACGACGAAGACCGCGCUUCGCUCGACGUCGGAGCUUCUUCGCUGCACUCUUCGCUGUUGGCGCCUAACAACGAAGCCGACUCGCACUCUUCGUCUCGCGUCGCGGGUGUGGCGACUAGCUUGCGCCAAAUUUCCUUCCGCGUCUCCCAGGCUGCAUGCCACACCGUCGACGGCUUCCUCACCUUUGAGUUGUGCGCCGUCCUCUCGCUGCUGAUGUUCCAGUUCAGCCUCGCGCGGUUCUUCCUCCAGAACGCGCUGGUCUUCGCCGUUGCAUGCGUGCUGGCCUCCCGGGCCGCGGAGCUCAUCGACUGCUUCCUCCCCAGCUGGGGAGCCUGCCAGGUGGGGCGCAGAACCUCCCGAAACUUCCUGGAAGAAGAGCGAGAGGCGGACGCGCUGGAGCAAGGAACGAGACACGCAUGCAGUGCCGGCACUCAGGAGAACGUGAAGAGCGGAGAGGGGUCGCUCUCCUUCUCGCCGGCGACGACGAAGACUGCGGGCGUCGACGAGGAGCGAGAAGCUUCCUUCUCGUCCUACUACCAGAUCCCUGCGGGAGAAGGCGCGAGAGCAGAGAGAGCGCAUGGAGAGAACGACGCGCACAGCCGCGACAGAUUCUUCUACCGGGAGACGGACGAAGCAGACAGAGAUAGCGCGUUCGACGAGCUCCGGAGCGAAGAAGACAGCGAGCCGAGAAAAGCCGGACGCCAACAGAUGGUCGACGAGGCAGAAACGGGCGUCGCGUCCUCGUGGCUGAACAUGAUCCUCGCUGCGGCGAAGCCGACCGGAGAAGAAGGAGAUGAAGAGGAAGACGGAGAAGAAGAUGGAGAUGCAGAAGAGGACUGAGCUUCUUAAGUGUGUGGGGAGAAACAGUGCCGGGCGCGCAUCUUGCUGGGCGUUUCCGUCCAUCGAAUUCGCAGACAUCACGGCAAUCCAAAAGAGAGAGAACACCCGAGAAGUCUCCAUCGAAGGGGAAGACUGCAGAGAGGAGAAAACGAAAAACAACCCCCACAUGUGGACGUCGGGCAUGGGGCCUGUCGUGGGUCUGGAGAAGGCGAUGCUGCGCGGCCGCUGUGCGAGGCACUUUGUUUUUUUAUUCUUCGUUCAGCUACAGGGGCAGCGGCGGCGUGUCGUACUCCGGGUGAACAGAGAGCGGAAGACGCGAAGCCGACGCGCUGCCGAACGAGAAGCUGGCGAUGCACGGGAGGUGUACAUACACCUCGCAGGCAAAGACCCGAAGGCGGACGAGCUCCGACGGCGGAGCAAUGUAGGCAAGGUUGCUUCCUCAGAGAAGCGGAAAGACAAAUGUGAGAUUUUCGAGCGAAGAAGGGCAAAACCUGUGUGGAAUGCGCCGAAGGAGACUGCGAAACGAAGCCCAGAGGACGGACGUGAUAUAGAGGACGACUCUCGCUGUGGACGGAGGAAAGUAAAUCUCGUCAGCAGAGGUUUCUCUGCCGGUUUCGGAAAGGGACGAUCCACUCGAGAAGGACACAGUGACAGAGGAAGAAAUGAAAGACAGCCGCCAUACCAUAACCGCCUGGCGUCUGGGGUGUCUAUAUACACUCCAGACCGAGGGGGGCUUCGGAUGUACAGACAUCGCCGGCUUGAGAUGCGCAGCGCGUUGUGUGUGCGUCGGGGCUUCGUUUCAACUGAAACGAGGGUGCCGAGGAACGCAUUCGUCGAGCAGCUUUUCGUUCAUUCGAAGAGAAAUCGACGGCGUGCCAUGGCGUAGCAGAAGAGUCUGCGGACCGAGGAGGCAGAGACUUUCUCGGCGACUCGGGACCUGCCGGCUUUUUCUUUGGACUUGCAAAGAAACAGAGCGCAGGGAGAAGACGUGGAAAGUGACCAGUUAACGCAACUUUGCGGGAGAGACAAGGAAGUGGAGAGACACCUAACAAAAAGACCAGAGGUGUGAGGAGCAGCCCCGCGAAGACGCAGUGGAGAAAGUCUCUGGACGUCCCGGUGUACAGCGAAGAUUCGAGAACUGAAGACAGUGUGUGAGGCCGUCCAUGUCCCGGGCUCAGGCUUAUAUCGCCAGUCGACAGCGUGCGUCAAGUUCCUACCUUUCUCGCGUUUUUAUUAUGCCCCCCCCUCCCCCCCAGAACGAAAAGCUUCCUGUUUGAGCAAUUUUGGAGACUCCCCCGUCCACAGUGUACAGUUCACCUCGCAUGGUAUGGGGUAGGCGCACCUGAAUUUUCGGGUGUGUACCUCCUUCAGCCGAACUGGGUGACCGUCCUUGAGGUGUGUCUCGCGCAUGUCUCGUGCUGCGUGUGACGCGCCUGGAUCGCUGCCUGGUAUUCAUCUUUUCCUGUUUUUUCGCAUGUCUGGCGCGUCCCGGCGACGUCGUCCUCCCGGUGUGAGACCCGGUGUCUCCUCCAGCCUAGGGGGGAGGGGAGGGGAGAAAUGACUACCCAAAUCCUCCCCUUCAGUGUCGCGGCGUGUAGGAUCUGUACAGUUCGUGACCGGGUGUCCGAUGGGAGGUCCGAAAAAGGCAGACAGGAGAAGACCGCAAAAGGACGCGUGGGCGACUUCCAAUGCACGCGCCUGCGCGGGAGUCUGUUUCUCUGCUGUUUCUCGUUUUUCUCGUUGAGAGAGAGCGCACAAUGCAGCUGAAAAGCAGCAGCGUGUUCAGAGGGGAUCGUAGGAAUUGAGGCAUUGUCGAUUUCUGCCGCGUUCCUUCGAGUUUUUUCAGACCACUUUGUUUCAACGCUAUGUACAAUACUCCCCGUUUGUUUCUGUGGAGGCGACGCAUGCGCUCGCACCUUCUUUGUGGCAGUAUAGACGCGAGACGUCGCAGAAAAAUAUUCCUUUGUAGUAAAAGAACCGCCGUCCCUGCAGAAGACAAGCGC
Molecule: messenger RNA, 4673 nt
Organism: Toxoplasma gondii ME49
Lineage: Eukaryota; Apicomplexa; Conoidasida; Eucoccidiorida; Sarcocystidae
Exons: 6
Coding region: 787-2670 (627 amino acids)
Source: RefSeq, a predicted model, not a curated record